UGCCUCCUCAUACAUUUAGCUUGAGCCUAAAUUAGCUCAGAUACAUCUUUCCGAAACGAGUUGUCUUCACACGUCAACCGACAGCCGGCCGAGCGGGUAUUUAUUCGGGGCUCGCUGUGUCUACGGUGCCAAAACAUGUACAUAAAAGCCCUGUUCCGAUGCAGAAACAUGCUGAAAUCAGAACUGGUCGUGUGAAAUGCGGGCUAGCUUAAUCAAAGCUAGCUGACGGACAGGGGCCGAGGAGCGAAAGUGGCGAACAUUAACGAGGGAUAAGCCUUUCAUGAGAAGCCUGGGUAAACACACCCGCCACUGAAGCCACAGGAACAAGGACUGGUAGAUAGCUACUUCCAUACAAAGACAGAGCCAUGGGCGCGUUCUUGGACAAGCCCAGGACGGAGAAGCACAACCUGCAUGCCGAGGGCAACGGCCUGCGCUACGGGCUGAGCUCCAUGCAGGGCUGGCGGGUGGAGAUGGAGGACGCUCACACCGCUGUGUUGGGACUUCCGGGUCCUGGUAUGACCGACUGGUCUUUUUUUGCCGUGUACGACGGCCACGCUGGAUCAAGGGUGGCCAACUACUGCUCUAAGCAUCUUCUGGAGCAUAUCCUUGGUGCUCACUUGGUGACCGGAGGGACCCAAAGCUCCCAGGCCGGUUCAGACGGCUCCGCCAGUGUCUCUCCAACACUGAUUCCCCCGUCAGUGGAGACUGUGAAAUCUGGGAUCCGGACAGGCUUCCUGAAGAUCGAUGAGCACAUGCGCAGCUUCUCUGACCUCCGUAACGGCAUGGACCGCAGCGGCUCCACCGCAGUGGGAAUCCUCCUGUCACCCGAUCUUUUCUUUUUCAUCAACUGUGGGGAUUCUCGGGCCGUUCUGUACCGCAAUUCCCACGUGUGCUUCUCCACACUCGACCACAAGCCUUGCAACCCACGCGAGAGAGAGCGCAUCCAGAAUGCCGGCGGCUCGGUGAUGAUUCAGAGGGUUAACGGCUCGCUCGCCGUAUCGAGAGCCUUGGGGGACUUCGAUUACAAGUGUGUGGAUGGCAAGGGCCCCACAGAACAGCUGGUUAGCCCCGAACCAGAAGUGUUUGAGAUGGUCCGGGCCCCAGAACAGGAUCAGUUUGUGAUCCUGGCGUGUGACGGCAUCUGGGACGUCAUGUCCAACGAGGAGCUGUGUGAGUUUGUGAGAUCUCGGCUCGAGGUGUCCGACGACCUGGAGAGAGUCUGCAAUGAAGUGGUGGACACCUGCCUGCACAAGGGGAGUCGGGAUAACAUGAGUGUUGUGUUAGUGUGUUUGCCCAACGCCCCCAAAGUGUCGGGGGAAGCUGUGAGGAAAGACGCUGAGCUCAACAAAUAUCUGCAGUCUCGAGUGGAAGAGAUGCUGUCUCGGCCAGGGAGGGAGGGCUUUCCGGACCUGGUAGCAGUGUUGAGGAACCUGUCCACUGACCUCGGCAUGCCCUCGUUGCCACCGGGGGGGGGCCUUGCCAGCAAACGCAGUGUUAUUGAAGCAGUCUACAACCGUCUGAACCCAUACAGGGAGGAAGAUGGGCUCCCUUCACGGACUGGCCUCUGAGGCACAGGGUGGCGGCUGGGGAGGCCCUACUUUGACGAGUUUCAUCGACCAGGAGUCCAUUUCAUUUCUUUCCACCCUAAGCACUAAUCAGUGAUUGAAUCAAAUAUGUUUCGGAAAAAGGCCUCUUCUUUUUCAGUGUGUUUGAAAACCAAUGUGGGCAUUGACAACGUGGAUACGCAUACUUUGCAUGUGUAUUUUUUUCUUCUGUAGAUGCAUUUACAAUAGGUUAUAAGUACAUACAGAACUGUAAUAUACUCUUUUUUUUUUAUCAUUCAAAUGUGCUUUCUGAAGUGGUCGUGUUGAAAGGGAACAGGCCGAGCCGGUUGCUGGCUGCUUCACGUUCUUGUGGUACCCUCGCUCUUGAUGCCAUAUGAUAAAUAGGUACUUAAAUGUGUAGUUUUUUUUGCAGUUGUGUUUAAUGGGAUGAUUGAUUUUGUUUUUUUGUUGUUCUUUUUGUGGUGGAGGGAGUGUGGGAGGGGUGGGAUCUCUAUAGUUGUGCAUGUUUUGUGAUUGAGGGAGGAGUGUAUUUUGUGUGUGAGAUGUACUAAUGUGGAUAUGUUCAGUGUGGUGAGAGCCCAACGUUGGAAAGGAAAGGGGGAAGAUGAAAGAACAACAUGGGGGAAGUGGAACACGUAGCAGGAUAUUAUUUGUCCUUUAGGACUGAAGUUCAGUUGGUUAAACCCCCAAAUAUAUAUAUAUAUAUAUAUAUAUUUUGACUGCAUCUGAUGUUUUGUUGUUCUGACAUUGAGUCCUCUCCAUUGUGGACACAAUGUUUUCACACCAACGCUUCCUGACUUUUUAACGUUGUUUCACCACACAGAAUACUUGUUUUUUAAGGUUUAUGUUUAAGCUAAAUCAGACACUGGGCUAGGAGAGAAAUUAAGGGAGGGAAGGAAGGAGAAACGUUAAUUUUUAUUUUGUUUUCAUGUAAUUUUCAUUAUUCACACCGAUUCCACUGCAUGGACAGAAUACAAGCAGCACUGCAGCAUCACAUCUCUCCCCAUCAGUCAUUCAAUGUGGAAACAAGCUCAUUUUGCGACCCUUAAUUUAAAAAAUAAUAAUAAGUAUGUGAUUGUAUGUUGUGGAAUAUAAUCUCAAGAUUUACAUGGGAAGACUUUGGUAGUGAUGCUUGAAUAAUUUGAGCCUGACUUUCAGGAUAUGUUUAGCAAAGAGUAUUUUUCCUCCCGGAUAUAUAUUAAUAUUCUGGGCCGCUGGGGUUGAAAUGACCGUGAGGACCGCAGAAGGGAGGCGGGACGUUGGAAACGGCAAAAGACAGACGUGACAUUCCUCAUGUGGGCUUUUAAGGCUGGAAGUGAACCCUUGACCCGUUGCCUCUCUGACAUGUCUAGGCACUCUUUAUAUACAUACUGUUAGAGUUGACAGAUUUAUGAUGGCGUUGAUAAAUUCCACACUUGUUUUUUAUUUAUUCCAGUGCUUUUUAGCUCUUAUAAAAAAAAAGCUGUAUUUUGAAGACUGAAUAAGGUAAUGGUAAACCUGGUGUGCAUUUCAGAGUAAUGUGUGACCCACUGACCUUCAGGUUUAUGAGACGACAGCAUCCUUUCUUCCUGUACUUGUUUCCCGGUAUGCUAUUGUGAUGUUACAGACCAUACAGUGAACAUAAACGUCAAUAAAAGAUGGAUUUAAGUUUAAAA
Molecule: messenger RNA, 3220 nt
Organism: Pseudoliparis swirei
Lineage: Eukaryota; Metazoa; Chordata; Actinopteri; Perciformes; Liparidae
Gene: ppm1ba
Product: protein phosphatase, Mg2+/Mn2+ dependent, 1Ba
Exons: 6
Coding region: 366-1568 (400 amino acids)
Biological process (GO): positive regulation of canonical Wnt signaling pathway; protein dephosphorylation; negative regulation of canonical NF-kappaB signal transduction
Cellular component (GO): cytosol; nucleus
Molecular function (GO): manganese ion binding; magnesium ion binding; protein serine/threonine phosphatase activity
Source: RefSeq, a predicted model, not a curated record